Molecule: messenger RNA, 1821 nt
Organism: Daldinia loculata
Lineage: Eukaryota; Fungi; Ascomycota; Sordariomycetes; Xylariales; Hypoxylaceae
Product: glutathione S-transferase
Exons: 1
Coding region: 68-1075 (335 amino acids)
Cellular component (GO): cytoplasm
Source: RefSeq, a predicted model, not a curated record
GUCAUCGUAACGAUGCUUCAUGUAACUUUCACUUAUUAUUCAAACUUCUUACAUCCUCAACCAUCUCAUGAGGGACCAGUCAGUAAGCACCAUCCAGCGAGUGCUGCUCAUACGUCACCGGCCACGGCCACGAUCAUUCCAAUCGCAUCACUUUAACCAAUUUAACACAACCUUUAGGAAACAAAAGAGCAUCAUGCCGGCGACAGUGGAUACCUCGCUACCGGGAAACGCUACCGGCGCGGCAGCUGGAUUUGCAGCGGAGCACGCCGCUGAACAUCCCCUUAAGCUAUACGGAGGUUGGUUCUGUCCGUUCGUCCAACGGACCUGGAUCGUGUUGCACGAGAAGCGCAUUCCGCAUCAAUAUGUCGAGAUCAAUCCGUAUGCUAAAGCACCCGAGUUCCUAGCGCUCAACCCGCGCGGACUUGUUCCUACGUUAGCUGUUCCUGUGGAUGCGGAACGCAAAGGAAAUAAGCGGAAGCCAUUGUACGAAAGUGCUGUUGUGUGCGAAUAUCUCGACGAGGCGUAUGCUGACGAGAAGGAAAAUGGACCUGGAUUAUUACCCCGCGACCCAUACGAGCGUGCUAGGUGCAGACUCUGGAUUGAUCAUAUUAGCAGUAAGAUCGUACCGGGUUUCUAUCGAGUGCUGCAACACACUUCCGAUAAGGGAUAUAGCAUCGAAGAAGCGCGAGAAGGUUUCCUCGGCCAAAUUAAGACGUUCGUAAAAGAGAUUCUAGAAAAUGAGAAAGAUGGCGAAGAUAGCGGGCCGUGGUUUCUCGGCCGUACAUUCAGCUUGGUAGAUGUUAUGCUUGCACCCUGGGCGAAGCGCCUCUUCCUUAUCGAUCAUUACAAGCCCGGCGGAGUGGGCAUUCCGGCCUCGGGACAGGCCGGCGAUGAGGAAGAAGAGAAAAUAUGGGAAAGAUGGAGGAAAUGGUAUGACGCGAUAGUUGAGCGCCAGAGCGUCAAAGAUACUUGGAGCGCUGAUGAGCAGUAUAUCGCUGCGUAUAAGAGAUAUGCGGAAGAUACGACGCAGUCUGAGGUCGCGCAGGCCACGAGAAAGGGCGAAAGACUUCCGUGAGACGAUGGCACCAUUCGAUUGCAAUUAGGUUAGGUUAGAUAUUCACAUAUCUUCAAAUUGUCUCACUCACCUACUUGAUCUGGUCUAUUCGAAACGAAAAUGGCGAUUUUCUAAGAGGCACAAGCUCCACCUGAAUCAAUAGCUUCGGUUGGAAUCAUUCGCGAUCCUUCAGUGGGGAUUUUAUUAGGUAUCUUAAUUCUUAGCUUCUACCUGCGAGGUUCUAUAAUUAUCUCUAUUUUUAUCAAUAACAAGCAUGGCACCCCGGAGAACUCAGCACAGACUAGAUCGAAGAGAUACUGUAUAAUGCGGAAAUAUAAAUUCAUUAUCGAUGCCAACACUCGCAAUAGCCUUUUGGACUUCCCCGUUUUAUUGGGUGCUCGUCCGUAGGUCUGGCCUGGAAGCCCUGUUACUUGCAAGCCCCGCCAUCAGAAGCUGGAAGGAUUCUCUUGAUCCAGAGAGCCAUGUUUCAAAAUAAUAGAUCCUUCUGCACCCUCAUUUCUUUUGUCCUCUCAUUCCUCUGUAGGAUAAGUCAUAAUGUGACAAACAGUGAAUCUAUCUUAUCUCGUCAUGUAGGUCAAAGUUGACCGAGUUGAUGAGUACAGUAGCCACUGAAGAUAUUAUCCACUAGAGAUAGAUUCAACGUACAGAGUAGCAUGUACAAUUAAAGAUUAUUAUUUUCCUGACAGCAGCCUUCAAUAAAUUGCCAUUAAUACUGAGUUAGUUCUGCCUGUCUAUUUCUAUUUCUA